AUGCUCGUUGCUGCAAAUGAAGUUGCUGAUAUUGUCGGUACUGGAUCUGGCACUGGUGGUGCUAGCGCAGCUGGAGCUGAUGUUGCUGCUAAUGGAGGUGCCUUUGAAGAUGUUGUGGACCUUCCCUUGGUGACGCUGUUUCGCUGUGGUCGAUAUUUAUAG
Messenger RNA from Peronospora matthiolae, 162 nucleotides. The record is from the annotation of a GenBank genome assembly. Lineage: Eukaryota; Oomycota; Peronosporomycetes; Peronosporales; Peronosporaceae.